GCAGGGGAUAUAAUGGUGCAACCUGCCAUUUGUGCCUCUGGAGACUCGCAGUGGAAGCCGCUGUCCCUGGGGUGCUGCGACAGGCUCCCUGCUCUUUGGAGGUGAUUUCAAUCCGGCCCUGUUUUCUAGAUUUAUCCACACCUUCUGGUCUCAGAGAAACCCGGAGCCAGAGGGAAAAAGACAGAGAGGACCCUCUUCCCAGAACCGUACAGGGAGAACCGGAAUCAUGUCCAUGAUCGCAGCCUUCUACAGCAACAAGUCUAUCCUCAUCACGGGGGCCACAGGCUUCCUGGGCAAGGUGCUGAUGGAGAAGCUGUUUCGCACCAGCCCCCACUUGAAAGUCAUCUACAUCCUUGUGAGACCCAAGUCCGGGCAAACCCUGCAGGAGAGGGUUUUCCAGAUCCUCAACAGUAAGCUGUUUGAGAAAGUCAAAGAAGUCUGUCCAAAUGUGCAUGAGAAGAUCAGACCCAUCUCAGCAGACCUCAACCAGCGUGACUUCGCCAUCAGCAAGGAUGACAUGCAGGAACUUCUGUCAGGGACCAACAUCAUCUUCCACUGUGCGGCCACUGUGCGCUUUGAUGCACAUCUGAGAGAAGCGGUGCAGCUGAAUGUCACCGCCACGCAGCAGCUCCUGCUGAUGGCCAGCCAGAUGCCGAAGCUGGAAGCCUUCAUCCACAUCUCUACUGCCUUUUCUAACUGCAACCUGAGCCACAUAGAUGAGAUUAUAUACCCGUGCCCCGUGGAGCCUCGAAAGAUCAUCGACUCCAUGGAGUGGUUAGAUGACUCUAUCAUAGAUGAGAUUACUCCCAAGCUGAUCGGAGACCGGCCCAAUGCCUAUACCUACACCAAAGCCUUGGGAGAGGUCGUGGUGCAGCAAGAGAGCGGAAACCUGAAUGUAGCCAUUGUCAGGCCAUCCAUAGUGGGAGCUACCUGGCAGGAGCCCUUCCCGGGUUGGGUUGACAAUAUAAAUGGACCCAGCGGACUCAUCAUUGCGACUGGGAAAGGAUUUCUCCGGUCCAUAAAAGCUACUCCCAUGGCAGUGGCAGACGUGAUUCCGGUUGACACCGUGGUCAAUCUCACCAUCGCAGUGGGAUGGUAUACCGCAGUUCACAGGCCUAAAUCUACAUUAAUCUACCAUUCCACAUCCGGCAACCUCAAUCCCUGUAACUGGUAUAAAAUGGGGUUACAGGUCUUGGCGACCAUUGAGAAGAUCCCAUUUGAGAGUGCGUUCAGAAGGCCAAACGCUGACUUCACCACCAACAACUUCACCACACAGUACUGGAACGCCGUCAGCCACAGGGCCCCGGCCAUAAUCUACGACUUCUACCUGAGACUUACUGGAAGGAAACCCAGGAUGCUGAAGCUCAUGAACCGGCUCCUGAGAACCAUUUCCAUGCUGGAGUUCUUCAUCAACCACAGUUGGGAAUGGAGCACCAACAACACGGAGAUGCUUCUGUCAGAGCUGAGUCCUGAAGACCAGAGAGUAUUCAACUUUGAUGUGCGUCAGUUGAACUGGCUCGAAUACAUUGAAAAUUAUGUUUUGGGGGUUAAGAAGUACCUACUGAAAGAGGAUCUGGCUGGUAUCCCCAAAGCAAAGCAGCACCUAAGAAGGCUCCGGAACAUUCACUACCUCUUUAACACCGCCCUGUUUCUCAUCAUCUGGCGCCUCCUCAUUGCAAGGUCUCAGAUGGCUCGGAACAUCUGGUUCUUCAUCGUGAGCUUCUGUUACAAGUUCAUCUCCUAUUUCAGGGCCUCCAGCACACUCAAGGUCUAAGAGCAUUCCAGCAGCCCAUCAUCUGGAACCUCAGAUACCUCUAAGGCAGUCAACUGUGUCUUAAGCUAUAAAGUAACAAGCAGCACACCCAAGCUUCCAGUCAACCUUGCCAUUCCAUCUUCUUCCCACUUCUUCACUGUGUGCUUGUGAGGUGUUUGUUGUUGUUUUGUUUUUGUUCAGUGAGGAAUGUCAGCCUCUAACUGCAUACUACCGAAACACAGCUUCCUUCCGUAUUCUACCCUGACACCACUGUAUACUGUCACACACGAAGCAUGAAAGCUCCCCUUCCUUCUAUCUUAACUCUCCCUUCCAUGCAAAACUGAUUCCAACUCACUGGACGUGGAAGGACACAUGGCAGAGCCUGCGCAGUCUCGAGAAAGGCAGCACUGAGCAAGGAGUGUGCUCAGUGCCAAGGCAAAGCUUCCGCUGUGAGCGGUUGGCUCUGCACCCUCACAGCACCACAGAAGCAGCCUCCCUGGUAACCUGAGUCGUGGUUGGGUUGAGGGGUGGGAGAUGGAAAAGUAGGUUCCUGUCUGAUCUGUUUCUCACUUGUGUCCACAUCCUAACCCUAAAAGGAACAAAUGGCGUAGGCAAUUGCAC
Acomys russatus (golden spiny mouse) is the source of this 2374-nucleotide messenger RNA. RefSeq names its product fatty acyl-CoA reductase 2 (gene Far2). Gene Ontology annotation, biological process: long-chain fatty-acyl-CoA metabolic process. Bases 227 to 1774 code for a protein of 515 amino acids. Gene Ontology annotation, cellular component: peroxisome. The record is from RefSeq and is a predicted model, not a curated record. Gene Ontology annotation, molecular function: alcohol-forming very long-chain fatty acyl-CoA reductase (NADP+) activity. NCBI's taxonomy places the organism in Eukaryota, Metazoa, Chordata, Mammalia, Rodentia, Muridae. The transcript is spliced from 12 exons.